UGAUGACAUUGAAUUUGCCAAAUCAGUUGAUCCAACUGUGAAGUUUGAUGGUUUAUUGGCAAGUUGUAAAGGUGUGGGUGAAAAACAAGUUGCGGGGCCAAAUAUUGACAAAGAGGUUCAAUAAUCUGAUGAAGGGACACCAUAUGGUAGUGAUGAAGAAGGAGUAGUAGAGAAAUUGCCACAUUUUAGGACUAGCACUGACAUCGAAUGCCCUGAAUUUAGUAUUGGUUUAAAAUUUGCUUCUAAAACUGAUUUUAAACAGGCCAUACUAAAUUAUGCUUUUAAGGCUGUGAAGGAUUUAAAAUUCUGCAAAAAUGAUAAUGUUAGGUGUGUAGUCAAUUGCAAACAAAAUGGAUGUUCUUGGACAAUCACUCUUAGGUUAGACCCUCAUUCUAAUACUUGGAGAAUUACAACCUUUAAUGAUUCCCGUGUUGGGUGUCCUUGGGUGAAACAAAACAAAAUGGUAAAGGCAAUGGAAGCACCAUCCCAGCCUAAUCUAGAAGCUGCAUCAAAUUAUCCAGGAUCACAGCCUAUUCCAGCAACUGCACCAGAGAUUCCAGUAUAUCUUCCUGAAAAUCCAGCACAUGAGGGUGAAGGAGGACACAACGUGGUGCCUAGCCUACAUAUGUCAUUUUUCUCAGAAGAUGAUGAACAUGAAGUAGGAGAUGAGGUAGUUGAAGAAGGACAUGAGGUGGUGAAUAAUCAAGAACUGCCAACUCAACAACCUCCUCCCCCUACUGCCAAAAAACAAAAGACUCUUGGGUUGAGAAAACAAGUGAAGACAAAGCAAGCGCGUACAAGAAAAUGCAAAACAAGGUCUACCAUGGGGUUCAAGAGCAAAUUUAAAGGGAAUUUCAAUGAACCUAUUGAAAUUGAAUGAAAUCUGGAUUUGGAUUGUUUUUGUUAUACUGGUUUGUUUUAGAAUGUUGCCAUAGUUACUUUUAGAAGGUUUUGUUUUUUUGUUGGCAGUGGUAGAAAGGAAAAAACCAAAUUGUUGCCAGUGUUAGAAAACACCAAACUGGUGGGCAAUUUUAGCAUGAAAUUGUUUUUUGUUGCCAGUGUUAGAAAACACCAAUGUAUGGAAUCUCUUUUUUGUCCAAUUUAUGCAAUCU
Molecule: messenger RNA, 1112 nt
Organism: Ipomoea nil (Japanese morning glory)
Lineage: Eukaryota; Viridiplantae; Streptophyta; Magnoliopsida; Solanales; Convolvulaceae
Exons: 3
Coding region: 461-880 (139 amino acids)
Source: RefSeq, a predicted model, not a curated record